This is a messenger RNA of Urocitellus parryii (Arctic ground squirrel), 801 nucleotides long. It is a transcript of the gene Cela1, whose product is annotated as chymotrypsin like elastase 1. The record is from RefSeq and is a predicted model, not a curated record. Gene Ontology annotation, molecular function: serine-type endopeptidase activity. Lineage: Eukaryota; Metazoa; Chordata; Mammalia; Rodentia; Sciuridae. Gene Ontology annotation, biological process: proteolysis.
AUGCUGUGCUUCCUGGUGUUCGCCACCCUAGUCCUUUAUGGAAACAGCAUCCCGAACUUUCCAGAAACUAAUGCUCGGGUGGUUGGAGGGACUGAGGCCCAGAAGAAUUCCUGGCCCUCUCAGGUUUCCCUCCAGUACCAGUCUGGAAGUUCCUGGUUUCACACUUGUGGAGGGACCCUCGUCAAAGAGAACUGGGUGUUGACAGCGGCUCACUGCGUGGACCACCCAAUGGUCUUCCGUGUGGUGGCUGGGGACCACAACCUCGGAAAGGAAGAAGGGACGGAGCAGUACAUGGAAGUGGAUAAGAUCGUGAUACACCCGAACUGGGACAGCAAGGACGUGGCUGCCGGCCAUGACAUCGCCCUGCUGCGCCUAACCCAGAGCGUUACCCUCAAUAGCUAUGUCCAGCUGUCUGCUCUGCCCCUGAAAGGAAUCAUUCUGAGAAACAAAUAUCCUUGCUCCAUCACAGGCUGGGGCAGGACCAGGACCGAAGGACAGCUAGCCCAGACCCUUCAUCAGGCGCCCAUGCCCACCGUGGACCAUGCCACCUGCUCUCACCCUUCCUACUGGGGUUCCGCCGUGAAGACCACCAUGAUGUGUGCUGGUGGAGAUGGAGUUACUGCUGGAUGCCAGGGUGAUUCUGGAGGUCCCCUCCACUGCUCGGUGAGAGGCAAGUAUUCUGUCUACGGAGUGACCAGCUUUGUGUCCAGCCUGGGCUGUAAUGUCUCCAUGAAGCCCACAGUCUUCACCCGGGUCUCUGCUUACAUCUUUUGGAUAAAUAGGGUUUUUCAAAACAACUGA